ACAGCGCCCCCCGCCACCGCGUCUCCUUGCUGCUUUUGUGCUCUCCCUCUCGCCAUGGCCAGCCUUAAGGACCUCGAAGGGAAGUGGCGCCUGUUGGAAAGCCACGGCUUUGAGGAGUACAUGAAAGAGCUAGGAGUAGGACUGGCUCUUAGGAAGAUGGGUGCCAUGGCCAAACCAGACUGUAUCAUUACUUGUGACGGCAACAACAUCACAGUCAAAACCGAGAGCACAGUGAAGACGACAGUGUUCUCUUGUACCCUGGGGGAGAAGUUCGAUGAAACUACGGCAGAUGGCAGAAAAACUGAGACGGUUUGCACCUUCACCGAUGGCGCCCUGGUCCAGCACCAGAAGUGGGACGGGAAGGAAAGCACGAUAACAAGGAAGCUGAAGGACGGGAAGCUGGUGGUGGAAUGUGUCAUGAACAAUGCCACCUGCACUCGGAUCUAUGAGAAGGUGCAGUGAGGACCUCAUUGUCAUCCUGGACAGGCGUCCGCUGCCAGAGUGAAGAGCCCAAUUCAGUGAGCAGGCCAUAGACACACACACGGCUUCACUUCUUUGGUUUUAUUUUUCAUGACUGUUCAGUUCUCUUUAUUACAAACACCUUACAUGAACCCGUGUCAAACUGUUGGUUUGCCCAGGAUCAUCCCUUUGUUUAGUAAAUAAACGUGUUUGUGCUAACUCAU
Molecule: messenger RNA, 683 nt
Organism: Grammomys surdaster
Lineage: Eukaryota; Metazoa; Chordata; Mammalia; Rodentia; Muridae
Gene: Fabp5
Product: fatty acid binding protein 5
Exons: 4
Coding region: 55-462 (135 amino acids)
Biological process (GO): fatty acid transport
Cellular component (GO): cytosol; nucleus
Molecular function (GO): fatty acid binding
Source: RefSeq, a predicted model, not a curated record